AUGAAUCCAAUGCUAUUAGAAGCCAAGUGUCCUUCUUGGGAUGAUGGAUUGCAGUCAAAGGGUUACCAUUCCAUUUAUGGCAUAGAGAAAUCUUUAAGAAGAUUGAUGAUUGUUGUUGGGGGGUUCAUAGAUGUUGAUCGACAAACUGAAAAUCUCGAAAAUUUGUUGGAGACUAGAAUUAGGGUUCAUAAACCUUCAUCGGGUCUUCUCAAGACUUCUUUCAAUGUUGAUUUUCAUGGAAAUUCUUUUCCUCUUAAAGUGAAGGUUUUUUCAAGCUUGGGGAGGUUCAGUCGAGAAAAUAAGUUUGCAGCGAGGAGGUAUUACGGGACAUCGGUGCAAUGGGCGAGAGGUUGA
Molecule: messenger RNA, 354 nt
Organism: Ilex paraguariensis (yerba mate)
Lineage: Eukaryota; Viridiplantae; Streptophyta; Magnoliopsida; Aquifoliales; Aquifoliaceae
Source: the annotation of a GenBank genome assembly